AUGGAAGGAGGAUGCUUCAAGCGUUUAGUCCUCUUCAAGUUCAAAGAAGGGAUUGAAGUGGAAGAUAUGCUGAAUGGGUUGAAGAAGCUUCUUUCCGAGAUCGAUCUCGUCAAGUCCGCCGAAUGGGGAGCGGCGGCCGAUAUUCAGCAGGGCUCUGAAGCUGCGAAGCUCCGUAUCACCGCAAAAGGGUUCACUCACGCCCUCGUGAUGAGAUUCGAGAACCAGGAAGACUGCCUGGCCUUCAUGAGCCACCCGGCCCACGUUGAGUCCGGCGCUGCUUUCAUUGAAGCCCUUGAUGACUUUCUGGGCCUCAACUUCCCGGUCCUUUCUCUCAAGUAG
Messenger RNA from Linum trigynum, 339 nucleotides. NCBI's taxonomy places the organism in Eukaryota, Viridiplantae, Streptophyta, Magnoliopsida, Malpighiales, Linaceae. The record is from the annotation of a GenBank genome assembly.